Messenger RNA from Heterostelium album PN500, 4395 nucleotides. Its product is annotated as calcium-binding EGF-like domain-containing protein. The transcript has 8 exons. Lineage: Eukaryota; Evosea; Eumycetozoa; Acytosteliales; Acytosteliaceae. Bases 1 to 4395 code for a protein of 1464 amino acids. Gene Ontology annotation, biological process: sexual reproduction. The record is from RefSeq and is a predicted model, not a curated record.
AUGUUUAAAUCAACAUUCUUAUUAUUACUUGUAUUAUCUGUUACACUCUCUUUUGGAAAGGAGUUGGAUUUCUAUUUGGCAAGAGGAAGUGGUGAAACCUGUCCAUCAUGUGCUGCCUUUUUAUUGAACAAAGCCAAUUCCGAACUCACCAAUAUUCCAGUGUCAAGAGUGUUCUUUGAGACCGAUAUCGAUCCAAGUGUAAUUGUUGCCAAUCCAAAUGAUGCUUUAAUCGGAGGAAACUUGGUAUACACACAACACCAGACAAUUUCACAUUUAGAUAUUACUGAAGUCUUCCGUAAAUUUCCAUUAGAGAGAGAUGGAUACCCAACUCCACUUUCCGUAGGUAACUUUUAUUACUAUUCACAGGAUUCUUGCCAGCAACCAGGUCCAUGUCUUAUCGCUCUAAACGGAGGUGCACAAAAACCAAGUCCAGAGCUUGAACUCUAUGGUUUGGGUGACGAUUGGAGUGAAUAUAUGUUAAGCAUUAAAAUGGCAAUCGUACAAGGUUAUUUUGAAAAUAACAAUUUCCGAGUAUCUGCUCUCUACGUAAAUGUCAGAGAUAACUACAAGAUGUGUCCAGCCAUUGGUGAUACCACUUGUCCAACCGGUGAGAUCAUGACCUUCUACAGAAACGAGCUCAGAUGCCUAGAGACCAAUGUAUGUGUACCUCAACCAACCGAUUGUUCUGAACAUAUUCCAGAGCCCUGCGGUGCUGCAUUCAGAGCUAUUUCAUUCCCCUAUGAAAGUAAAAGUGGAUUGAAAAAGACAAAAAUUAAUAUUACACCUUCCUAUCUCAGUUUUGGUACUGCAUAUAGUAGUAGUACUAACAAUACGAAACUCUAUAGUCAAUUUUUUAUUUCCACCUAUACACAGUUGGUGAUAGCAGAGUUUUCCACUUCCCAGAGUUUUGUUUUUCAAUACAAUGCUCUAGUACCGCCGAGUGGUCCAACCAUCAAUGGAUCGAUGAAUUGUGUAUGUACACUCAAUCCACUAACAGUUAGAUACGCAUCUCCGCUACUUGUCGGAUCGCCAUACUCCAAUGUAUAUCAAUCAAUGAUUGAACUCACCACCGAACAACUUUAUGUGCCAAAUGGAUAUAAAUGCACGAUUCCUGGAUUUCAAUGCGCUGUGAAGCCGAUGAAGCGUUCGGAUACCGCACCCACCUACAUAGUAGAGGCAACACCAUUGCCAACUUCAAAUAUCAACACGCCAGCCAAUAUCACAAUCUUUGGUCAUGGUAAAAGUUAUAGUUAUAUGGCGCAAUUCACAUCGACCAAGGCUGCCAGUGCCACUGUAAACUUGGCGACACCCAGUGGUACCACUCUUUUGCUUUCGGAUGAUACCUCUCAGCUCACAGCAACUACGCUUUUACAGAGUGGAGACCACAUUCGUGUAUACAAUCAAAACAGCGUGCCAGUCUCUCGUUUUAUUCCACUGUCUGGAACUAGUGUGUCUGCAUUUGGCAUGCUUUCCAUUCCUUAUCCAAGCAACGAUUCAAACUAUCAGGUUUAUAUGCAAUCUAGUAAUAGAAAGGUGUUGGAUUUCAACUACAAAGUUCAGACACUACCAAGCCAAGUCGGUGUUUUUACACCUCAGUUAGAGGCAAUACCAAUCAUGUCGAAUUGGGCUGUUUAUCAAAACAAAACACAUUUUCCAGGACUUAGGAUGUAUGGCAAACCAGUUCCUCCAAUUCCAUUUGGUAUAGUUUCAGACACCGAUUCCACUACUUACAAGUACCAAUUCAAUCUUGUGCUGGCACCUUUCAUGUCAACUACUUAUAUUCCAAUUUCAGCGUUCCAGAACUAUCAGUAUCCAGACUUUGUUAUAUCCUAUGGAGUUUGGAAUUCUACCUAUUACAAGCAUCCAUCACACCAAGUGCCAUACCUACAAAGUUUCAAGGUGGUACCCAUCGAUUCUUAUUCUGUAAUCAUUCAAAUGUAUAUUAAUUCAGAUACAGGAUAUUUCAAAACGACUUUGCUCAACGGAGUUGUCCUCUCAAAUAUUGAUUUGGUAUCUGGAACUACCAAAGUUGGUUGGUUUGAAUCAUUGGUAAAGAUGCCCAUAGUCACAGACAACCCAGUUACAUUAGAGAAGUACACUAUUACCGAUUUAUUCCCAACUUCUGUUACAUAUAUCGAAGGUGAUAUAUAUUCAACCAAUGGUGAUACUAUACCUACACUUCCAUUUUAUCCACAGAAUUUAACCAGUUUUAGUUUUUCACCAAACAAUAUCGAUGUUUCAAAUGGACCAGUCAAUACAACACUCUACUUUAGCUGUGGUACAAAGGUUGGCAAUCCUCGAAUUCAAUUAUUAUAUACUGGAUACCAAGCACAGAAUCCAGAAAGUAGUGAAAUCUUUGAAGGAUAUUACAGUGCCACACUUGACAAGUUUGUAAUUCCAAUUACCCUCCGACAACUAUUACACACUGGCUCUGUUGAAUAUAUUCUAUUAAGUUAUCCAUUGUCUUUUACUCCUCGAACCAUCGCUUCUAUUCAAUCAAUCCAAUAUAAUGCAUUCUUAAAUGUAACUUCAACCUAUUCUGAUAUGAUGGGUCCAAUGAUAACAAACUUUUCAAGAAGUUGUCCAGCUGAAGUGUCACCAGGCACAUACUGCUAUUGGUCAGUUUCUAUCAGUGAUCCAGCUGGAUUUAGAAAUGGUUUUUUCUAUUUUAUUUCAGAGAAAAAUCCAAUGGUCAAUAGGAAAUGGGAAAUCGAUUAUGAUACGAGAUCGGAUGGUGAUAGAUAUUCAUUUACUAUAUAUUUAUUCCGCACUUUCGAAAACUAUUCAAUGAACUACCAAGCAACAUUACAUUUCGAUCUCUAUGACACACUUGGAAAUAGAGCAACCACUUUGACAACUGUAGAGGAUUCCGAUAUGGUUAUUAAUCCAUUAUAUUCAUUUUUGAACACACCAAAGAUGAACGAUCUGACUAUUUCUGUGAAGAUUCAAGUUCCAAUUAGCUGUGGUCCAGCUCCACUUCUUACUAGUCUCAUCGUAACACCACAAGUAGACGUAAGUGGGGCAGAGAAUAACAUAACUGUUCAUUAUGAGUUAUCAUACACCAAUAGCUUAGUUACAGUGUUUCCGUCGAUUUAUUUAACUGCAAUUGAUGGAGAAAUAAUAUCCCAGGUUCUUCCUUUUCUACAAACAAGUUCAACUAAUACUUUUGGAGACCUAACAUUCCCAAUACCUUUUGGAUUUGGAUAUAAUGGAGGAAUUCUACUAUCGAUGUACGGAAUUUACGAUAACUGUGGAAAAACAUCUGGUUACUCUUCCGAUAUGUUAAGAAGCAUGGGACUUUCAUAUUAUGUCAAAACAACAUACAAUAACACCGCACCAAUCAUCACCUCCACAAGUCCGAUCUACCCAGAGGGUGGAGUUUUAUCAAUCUAUGGAUACAAGCUUGGAAUGGUAAAUUCUACAUUGGUUUCAGUACUUAUUACCUUAAAUAAUAGUAGUGAGAUUAUUACUACACCAUUUUUCACCUCUGGACCACUUGUCUUGGUGCAAAUUAACACUCCACCAUCAUUCUUUUUUGUUCAAAUACAAGCGAAUCAAAAGUCUAAUAUGUUUAGAGUUGAUGUGUCCAAUCGAACAAUCCCAGAAGUUGUACCAACUCAAACACCUACAAAUACACCAAACAAACCAUGCCCAGAUUGCUCUGGAAAUGGAAAAUGUGUAGAAGGUCUUUGUGUAUGCAAUCUACCAUAUAGUGGACCAAAUUGUAGAUCUCAAAUUAUCAAUACCAAUGUUACAACAAGCCCAAAUGAGCCAACCACAGUAACGAAUAACUUUGAUUUUACAUCUGGUGUGUCUGUAGUGGAGAUAAGAGAAUUGGAUUCCUCUGGAAAAGUUAUCGAGUCGUAUCCACUUUCCAAUUGGACCCUUACCAACAACACCAAAGAUAGUUAUCAACAAUACAGUUAUGCGACAACUGUAGCAGCAUCUCAAUCGACUGUUUCACUCCAGACCGAUGUGAUUAUUUCUGCCAAUAUCAAUGUUACAGAUUCUAAUUGUUAUACAGACUCGACAGUUGGUUUAACCAAUUCAAAAGAAGUAUCUUGGAUCAAAAUGCGUGUCAAUGACAAGAGUCUCUAUGGUAGAUUCAUCGAUAGCGGAAUUGUCGAUGGUGUUGAAGUAAAGGUUGGAAAUUCACUUUUAGAUUUAAAUAGGCAAUCAAGUUCAACUUCCACAUACUAUUUCAUUGGAAUAAACGUACCAAACUUCCAAACUCUAGCUAUUUUGGAUCCAGAUUUUAAUGUCUUGGUAGAUCAAGACACUUCGGAUACUUGUAGCUCAAAUGGUUUAUCUAGACUACAAAAGAUUGGAAUUAUAGUUGGAUCGGUCUGUGCACUCUUGGCAAUUAUAUACUAUUCGGAUGAUGUUGGAAAGUAA